Symbiodinium necroappetens is the source of this 451-nucleotide messenger RNA. The record is from the annotation of a GenBank genome assembly. Lineage: Eukaryota; Dinophyceae; Suessiales; Symbiodiniaceae.
AUGGGUUCCAUGGGGCUUGCUUUGACUUCAGACAGGAGCCUGCGCUUGACCAGCUCCUUGCUUUGUGGGGCAUGUUUGGCCAGUGUGUUUCGCAAUCUGUACUCGCACCAUCGAGGGGGAUCAGAUGGCAUCAACAACUUGUUGGUUCCUCGCAGCUUCAACUGUAGGCUGAUGGAGCUUACCAGCGUCCUUGGUUUUUUGGCAUCUAGAGCAGAGCUGCAAGAGCUGUACGCUGGUGGCUACAACGCACGGCGAAGAGGUUACCUUUCCUUGGCUUUCCUUCUUCAGUCGUUGUGCAUGACCAUCUUUGAUUGCGACAGCACGACGUCUUUCCUCCUCGUCAUCGUUCUGCUUGUCGGCCAGCUUGCAGCGCUUCUCUGUGCGUAUCGAGACCUGGAUUUUGGUCCUGCGUUCCUGAGUCCCUGGAUAAUCCGAGCAGCUGCUGGAGCAG